AUCGAAAUACUACAAAUCCUGAAAAUAACACUUUGAAGUAUUUUGGUAUUGGUGCUUUGACUUUAAUAACAUUUGAUAUUAUGAAAAUUCUAGCAAUUGGCGAUAUAUUUGGCAAAACUGGGCGAGAAGUAAUCAAAAAAUACCUUCCCCAAUUAAAAAGAGAAGAGAAAAUUGACUUAGUUAUUGCGAACGUGGAAAAUACCACCCACGGAAAAGGAAUAUCUAGGAAACAUUAUGAAGAGUUAAAGUUCACAAAAGAAAAAAAAAUACUGAUUGAUGUAAUGACUUCAGGAAAUCAUAUUUUUGCCUGUGAAGAAACCCAAAAGUUUGUCAACGAAGUUCCUAAUUUGUUAAGACCCCUUAAUUCUAAUCCUUAUCACCCAGGAAAGGGCACGGUUAUGGUUCCUCUAGUUAAAGGUAAAAAAAUUCGUAUUACUAACCUAAUUGGAACCACUUUUAUGUCUAUGGCCGCCGAAAACCCUUAUUUUGCUUUAAAAAAAAUAAUUGACUUGCAAGAUUGUGAUAUUCAUUUGGUCGAUUUUCAUGCUGAAGCUACCGCGGAAAAAAUUGCUUUAGCACUUCGUUAUGACGGACAAAUAAGUGCUCUUUGGGGCACUCAUACCCACGUGCAGACUGCCGAUGAAAGAAUAUUACUGAAAGGAACCGCUUUUAUUACUGACUUAGGAAUGACCGGCCCUGCCUGGGGUGUUAUUGGGGCUGAUCCAAAAGGAAUUAUUAAGCGAGCAGAACGGGGUUUACCGGCUAAGAUGAUUCCUCAUGAGGACGAGAAAGACAAAGGGCAAUUUAACGGAGUAAUUAUUGAGUUUGAUGAUAUUAAUAACAGAGUAAUUUCUAUUAAAAGAAUUAGAAAAAUAUUUUAA
Molecule: messenger RNA, 881 nt
Organism: Funneliformis geosporum
Lineage: Eukaryota; Fungi; Glomeromycota; Glomeromycetes; Glomerales; Glomeraceae
Source: the annotation of a GenBank genome assembly